Aphanomyces invadans is the source of this 1023-nucleotide messenger RNA. RefSeq lists its product as hypothetical. Bases 1 to 1023 code for a protein of 340 amino acids. Lineage: Eukaryota; Oomycota; Saprolegniomycetes; Saprolegniales; Verrucalvaceae. The transcript is spliced from 3 exons. The record is from RefSeq and is a predicted model, not a curated record.
AUGCAACUCCGCGACCUUGUCACCGUCAUCAUUACGACCUCCGCUAUUCCGUCGAACCCAUCAACGUCAGUUCUGGAAGAGGUCUUGCAGAGCUUCUCCUUCGUGCCUGGAUUGAGCACAUGCGACACUAUUCUCACAUGCGACGGCUACGUACUGACAACAACGACCAAUCGCGAAUCCAAGUUUAAGUCCGUGCGCAUCAACGAGGACGAACUGGCCAACUACAUUGAAUACCAAACACAAGCUCGCUCUGUCUUUCGUCGGCACUUGGGCUACGCGGAAGAUGCGUCCGAUUUGAAUUGCUCCACUUCCACGUCGACGAUUCAUGUUGGGGCACGACUCAAAGCGGAAUGCACCAUCACAACUGAAGCUUUGGAUGGAAAGGCCUCGUUUCACGUCAUCACAUGCACCAAGCGUUUGGGAUUCGCUCUGGCUGUCCGUGAAGCCCUCAAACUGGUUACUACUCCGUACGUUUUGAUUCACCAGCACGACUGGACUUUUUUGCAUCCUGUCGACUUGACGUCGCUCUGUCACACCAUGAACGACUUCCCCAACACCCUUCACUACAUUGGGUUCUCGUCACGGAGGUCGUUGCGGCGAGCGCAGCGGCCAUUCCUUCCUCCUUCGAUCCCACAGAAAUUUGGGCCGCACCUGCUAGCGCCGCUUUACUUUUGGUACGACAAGCCACACGUCGGUCGUACGAGUCACUAUCGGUCGUUCGUGUUUGGUCGUGGGCGAUUCCAAGCUGGUGACUUUAUUGAAGACACGAUGGGCCAUGACAUGCUGGCCGAUUUAAAAGCCCGAGGAAUUCAAGGCCAUGCCGAUUACGGAACGUGGACGUUUGUUUACCAAGAUGGAGAAUGCGACGGCGGACAGGUCACACCCACGCUCCGCCAUCGCAGUGGUCGACAUUUCCGACAAACAGUGUUCAUGCGAACGUCCAAGAAGAAGAACAAGCAUUCUCAAACAUCGGAUGAGCGCCAAGCGCAUCUUUCCAGCGAUGACAGCGACGAUAGUGACUAG